Danio aesculapii is the source of this 3636-nucleotide messenger RNA. RefSeq names its product putative ATP-dependent RNA helicase DHX57. Gene Ontology annotation, molecular function: RNA binding; ATP binding. The record is from RefSeq and is a predicted model, not a curated record. Gene Ontology annotation, cellular component: intracellular anatomical structure. Lineage: Eukaryota; Metazoa; Chordata; Actinopteri; Cypriniformes; Danionidae.
UGAGGAAGAGGAUGGUGAAGAAGACUGAAAUCAGAACCGAGCAAAUGCAGGAAGAGAACAAGAAGCUGUGCAGAGAGUUCAAAAGAAAACGGUCAUCGAGGCGAUAUAUCAAUGCAAGAGCAGAGGCAGAAACUCCCAGCAUGGCAGAAGAGAGAGGCCAUAUUGGAGUGUUUGGUUAAGAACCAGGUUCUCGUCAUCAGUGGGAUGACCGGGUGUGGGAAAACCACUCAGAUUCCUCAGUUUAUUCUGGAUAAUUUUCUCCUGACUGGGCGGCCGGAUAGAGUAGCCAACAUUAUUUGCACUCAGCCACGCAGAAUCUCUGCCAUUGCUGUUGCAACCCGAGUGGCUCAGGAGCGAGCAGAGGCCCUGGGGCACUCCACAGGCUACCAGAUCCGCCUGGAGACCGUCAGGUCCUCCAUCACCAGGCUGAUGUUCUGCACAACUGGUGUUUUGAGGAGGUUAGAAGGUGAUCCUGAGCUCAGCGGCGUCACACAUGUGAUCGUGGAUGAGGUCCAUGAACGAACAGAAGAGAGUGACUUCCUCUUGCUGGUUUUGAAGGAUCUGAUUGUAAAAAGGACAGAUCUGAAAGUAAUUAUGAUGAGUGCAACACUGAAUGCUGAACUGUUCUCACAGUAUUUCAACAACUGCCCCAGCAUCCAUAUACCAGGACGUACUUUCCCAGUAGAGCAGUUCUUCCUUGAAGAUGCCAUUGCCAAGACCAGGUAUGUAAUUGAAGAUGGCAGUCCAUACCGGCGCUCCACAAAGCAAAAUCGUUCCUCCGGUCAGGGUGGUGCAACUGGGAAGGGACGGGCUCCUAUUGAAGACUUUGAUGAUAAUAUGACGUGGCUGGUCCUUCACCUCCUUCAGAAAAAAGGAGUCCGUCAGGACUCAGUUUCUGAUCAGCAGCUCAGUCAACAGGAUCUCACUGUCCGAUAUUGCAAUUAUUCAAAGUCUGUGGUGAAAACAUUGGCUGCUAUGGAUCUUGACAAAAUCAACAUGGACCUGGUGGAGAGUCUGUUGGAGUGGAUUGUUGAUGGAGACCACAGCUACCCUCCAGGGGCUGUUUUGGUCUUCCUACCAGGGCUGGCUGAAAUAAAGCAAUUAUAUGAGCAGCUGCAGUCUAACAGGAUGUUCAAUAAUAGAAGAACAAACAGGUGUGUAGUUUAUCCUCUACACUCGUCCCUGUCCAAUGAGGAGCAGCAGGCUGUGUUUACCCGCCCACAGGAUGGUGUAACCAAAAUCAUCAUUUCCACAAACAUUGCUGAAACAUCUGUCACCAUCGAUGAUGUGGUGUAUGUCAUAGACUCUGGACGGAUGAAAGAGAAAAGGUAUGAUGCCAGUCGCAGUAUGGAGAGUCUAGAAGAUGUGUGGGUGUCCCGUGCCAAUGCUCUUCAGAGAAAAGGCCGUGCUGGUCGUGUGGCAUCAGGGGUUUGCUUUCAUCUGUUUACAAACCAUCGCUUCACACACCAUCUGAGCCAACAGCAGCUGCCGGAGAUCCAGAGAGUUCCUCUGGAGCAGCUCUGUCUAAGGGUUAAGGUGCUGGAGGUGUUUGCAGAGCGUCCUCUGGACUCUGUUUUCUCUCAGCUGAUUGAGCCGCCCACAGAAGGCAGUUUGGCAGCAGCUAAACAGCGUCUGUGUGCCCUUGGUGCCCUGACUGAUGAGGAGUCUCUAACUCCACUGGGCUGGCAUUUGGCCUGUCUGCCAGUCGACGUGCGCAUUGGUAAACUCAUGCUGCUGGGAGCCAUCUUCCGCUGCCUGGACCCUGCCCUCACCAUCGCGGCCAGCCUGGCCUUCAAGAGUCCAUUCGUGUCUCCAUGGGAUAAACGAGAAGAGGCUAAUGAGAAGAAGUUGGCUUUCUCUCUGGCGAACAGUGACCAUCUAGCUUUAAUGCAGGCGUACAAGGGUUGGUGUAACGCCGCUCAGACGGGCUUUAAGGCUGGAUAUCAGUACUGCAGAGAAAACUUCCUUUCAAUCCGAGGAUUACAGGAAAUAGCAUGUCUUAAAAGGCAGUUUGCAGAGCUCCUGUCUGACAUUGGCUUUGUGAAGGAUGGGCUGAAGGCCAGGGUCAUUGAAAAAAUGAGCUCGAAGGGAAGUGAUGGGGUGCUGGAGGCUACAGGUUAUGAGGCCAACCUGAACUCUGACAACACAAAGCUGAUGUCAGCCAUGCUGUGUGCAGCCCUCUACCCUAAUGUAGUCCAGGUGAGAUCUCCCCAGGGGAAGUAUAAGCUCACUAGCAAAGGAGCUAUGAAGAUGCAGCCCAAAGCAGAGGAACUGCGCUUCAUGACUAAGAGCGAUGGGGCCGUCCACAUUCAUCCCUCAUCUGUCAACUUCUGUGUGCGCUACUAUGACAGUCCGUACCUGGUGUACCAUGAAAAAGUGAAGACCAGUCGAGUGUUUAUCCGUGACUGUAGCAUGGUCUGUGUGUAUCCCAUGGUGCUGUUCGGCGGGGGACAAGUGAAUGUGGAACUGCAGCGUGGACAGUUCAUCAUCUCUCUGGAUGAUGGCUGGAUCAAAUUUGCUGCUGCGUCUCAUGAGGUGGCUGAGCUGGUGAAAGAGCUGCGGUGGGAGCUGGAUCAGCUUUUAGAAGAGAAGAUCAAAAAUCCCAGUAUGGAUCUGAUCAGCUGUCCUAGAGGAUCUCGCAUCAUACACACAAUUGUGUCACUUAUCUCAACACAGUAACGGUUUGUCAAUCAAAUACACAUGGGAUGUUCACCUGAAUACCUUAUAACACGAGUUGAAGUUUUGUUGACGUUCAUUUUAGAUUCAUUCUCUUUGACGGACUAGUUUGUUGAAUUUUGACAUUGUGUGAUUCCACACAAACAGUAUCUGAAUCAGAGUCCACGUUGGACUGCUUUCAAUAAAUAUCUAUAUUAAAAAAAAAGUAGUAACAGAUUGCAUGUAAAUGAAUCUUGAAUGUAUGGUGUGAGAGAUACAUGAACGUACUUGUUAAAUAUUAUAAAAGACAAUGGUGUUUUGAGUUCUUCUAUGAUGAUGAUGAUGUGAGACUACUAUGAAAUCUGCCAAAUAAUGCAUUAUCAAAUGUAGGCCUGUGCAAUUAAUCGAAAAUCCGGUUUCGAUUUUGGCUUCUAACGAUUAUGAAAAAACAUUAAUCGAGAUAAAUAAUUUACCGCCCCCUUUCCAGUUGUACACAUUUGUUGCUUGUCAUAGCUCAGUUUGACGUGAAAAUGACUAAAAGCAUGUACUGUAAUGUAACUUUUGCAGCACGGGAUGCGCAUCAUUCAUUGGUGUACAUUCGAAUCAUUCAUGUUUUUAAAAGCGUGAAAGAGAUCGCAUGCUGUUGUGUGUAUGCGCUCAAGCUCAGAGACGAGCAGAGCACACACAUCAAAAGUCAUCUUAAUGCGAGCGCUUUAAUACAUGCAAAUUUGUGCCAACCCUCAUUUGUGUAAUAAACGAGUUGAGAAUCUAAAGACAUGUCAAAGUGAAACCAUUAAUCAGAACCGUACUUCUCUUAAAGUGACAGAGCACAAUAUUCCUGCUGCCGACUGUUUUUAUCAAUCAAACAACAAAAGGACAAAAUCACUCACUGCUCUUAACUGAAGGACUUUUGUAGCUAAAGUUUGUUUCAUAUUUUUAUUCUAUUGUAUUUAUUUCCCUUUCCUUAUUUACAGGGAGGAA